AUGAGUGAUAAACUAUCGAAGUUGAAGAAACUACAAGCUGCCAGAAAUGGCGGUUCUGUCGAAGAUGAUCUAGAAGAUUCCUAUGAUGACCAUAAGUUAUAUGAUGAAGUUGAUGAGAAAGAAUAUAGAAACAGAAAGCGUAAAGAGUUGCUACAAGAUGAUUUUGUUGUUGACGAUGAUGGUGUAGGUUACGUUGAUCGUGGUAUUGAAGAACAGGAAGAAUAUUACAGUGACGACUAUAGUGACGACGAUCAGAAUAAGACAUCUUCGAAACUGAAGAAGAAGACGAAACAGCAGUCUAAGGUAAAGUCAACUCAUCAGAUUAGUAAUAUGUUACGAGCCCAUUCAUCUAAGACCGCAGAUCCAAAGAAGAAGAAAAUAGAAAUUGAUGAAUUUGAUGAUAUCUUGGGUGAAUUCGAUAGUGGAAUAUCAAAUAAAAUUCAACCUACUAUGAGUUCGUCGUCGAGACCUCCAUCCUCUCCUUCUAACCGUCCUGAGAAAAAGAGACCACUAGUCGUAGCAUCAGAUAUAGAAGUGAAUUUAAAGAAGCCUAGGGCUGCACCUCAAAGCAGCACUAACUUUUCUAAUAAUUUAAUGAAUUCCUCUCCGUUAAAGAAACAUAUUAAACUAGAUGAUGAUAUGGAUGAUUUAUUGGAAGACGUAGCAGUCUCACCGACAAUGAAAAAAGUUCCUACCGGUUUAACAGACAACUCUAAUGACACAUCUAUGACCAACGAUAUCGAGGAAGAUGGAAUGAGUAGUGACGAUGAUAUUGUAGUUAGAAGGAGAACUGUUAGGAGCGCAGCAGCUACCAAACAGAUCAAUUUGAAUUCAAAAAGUAAUCCAGGAUCAUCCCCAUUUGUCACUGCACCAGGUACACCUCUUGAUCUGAAGUCCACUAUUAGGAAGCCGGCAUCAUCAAUGAAUAGUGCACCAUUGCAAUUCUCAAAUAAGUAUACAAAAGCACAAGUUGUCAACCCGGAGACCGAUUCCUUCCAAAUGUAUUGGUUGGAUUAUGCAGAAAUUAAUAACACAUUGAUACUUUUUGGUAAAGUAAAAACAUUGGAUAAUAGUAUGGUAUCAGCUAUGGUUCAGAUUAACGGUUUAGAGAGGGAUUUAUAUUUUUUGCCUCGUGAAGGAAAGACACCAAGCGAUAUUCAUGAGGAGAUCGUCCCACUUUUGAUGGAGAAAUAUGGAUUGACUAAUAUUCGUGCCAAACCUCAAAAAAUGAAAUAUGCAUUUGAAUUGCCAGGUAUUCCUCAUGAAGCUGACUACCUAAAGGUGUUAUUACCGUUCAAUACCCCAAAAGCAUCUUACGAUUUGAUUCCCCCUGAUUUAUCAAGUGAAACUUUCCAUCAUGUUUUUGGUGGUAACACAAACAUCCUAGAACAAUUUUUAAUUCAAAAUAAGAUCAUGGGGCCAUGUUGGCUAGAAAUUACGCAUGGGGACUUUAAUGCAUUGCAAAAUGCAUCUCAUUGCUCGUUAGAAGUUGCGGUAUCUAAACCAGCUAAUAUCAAAGUAUUGAAUGAUAUUAAAACAACAGCUGGACUAAAUUGUACCUCACUUGCAAUCCAGACGAUGAUGAAUUCCAAGGAAAAUAAACAGGAAAUUGUUUCUAUUUCUAUAUCAACAUACAAUAAUGUAACUCUAGAUAUCCCAAUCCCAGAGGAUUUGAAACCGGAUGCAGUUGUUACAUUAGUGAGGCCACCUCAAGGCUCAGAUUUUGCGGUUGGUCUAGCUACCCUUGUGAAACAGAAGCUUCCGGGAAAUGUUCGUUUAUUUAAUAAUGAAAAAGCUUUGUUAGCUUGCUUCUGUGCGAUGAUGAAAACAUCUGAUCCAGAUGUCUUAAUUGGUCAUAGACUUGACAGUAUUUAUUUAGAUGUCCUAGUACACAGAUUGUAUGAUCUGUCUGUUCCGACUUUCAGUUCAUUAGGUCGUCGUGCUAGAAAAGAAUGGCCUGAUAAAUUUGGUAGAGGUCACAACAAUAUGAAUCAUUUUUUCAUUCGUGACAUUGUUGCUGGUAGGUUAAUUUGUGAUAUUGGUAAUGAAAUGGGUCAAUCUUUGACACCAAAAUGUCAGAGUUGGGAUUUGUCUGAAAUGUUCCAGGUCACUUGUCAACAAGAACAUAAAGCGCUUGAUAUUAAUUAUCAAAAUGCUCAAUAUCAGAACGACCCUAAUAUUAUGACAAUGGCUUUGCAAGAAAAUAUUACAAAUUCCAUGAUUACUGCUACAAUUUCUUUUAGAAUACAAAUGUUAUCUUUAACCAAGCAACUUACAAAUUUGGCUGGUAAUGCAUGGUCUCAAACAUUGGGAGGUACAAGAGCAGGUAGAAACGAAUAUAUUUUGCUUCAUGAAUUUGCAAGAAAUGGUUAUAUCGUUCCGGACAAAGAAACGAGAAAGAUGAAGGCUCAUAGACUUGCUAAUACUGAAGAUGGUGAAAAUGAAAAUAAUGAUACACCAACAUCUUCUAAGAAAGCGAAAUAUCAAGGUGGUUUGGUGUUUGAACCAGAAAAGGGACUACAUAAAAACUACAUUCUAGUCAUGGAUUUCAACUCUCUUUACCCAUCUAUUAUUCAAGAGUUUAAUAUUUGUUUCACUACCGUCAAGAGAAACGUGAACGAUAUUGAGGAAUUACCAGAGGUUCCUCCUAGCGAUAUAGGACAAGGUGUUUUGCCACGAUUACUUGCCACUUUAGUGGAUCGUCGUCGUGAAGUCAAGAAGAUCAUGAAAACUGAAACAGAUCCUCAUAAACGUGUCCAAUGUGACAUUAGACAGCAAGCAUUGAAGUUGACAGCCAAUUCGAUGUACGGUUGUCUGGGUUAUGUCCACAGUAGAUUUUAUGCAAAACCACUAGCAAUGCUGGUCACAAACAAAGGUAGAGAAAUUUUGAUGAACACCAGACAAUUAGCAGAGAGUAUGGGUCUUACUGUUGUGUACGGUGAUACAGAUUCUGUCAUGAUUGAUACCGGGUGUGAAAAUUAUGAAGACGCAAUUAAGAUUGGGGUAGAAUUUAAAAAACUUGUUAAUGAACGUUAUAGGUUGCUAGAGAUUGAUAUUGAUAAUGUUUUUAGAAAGCUGUUACUACAUGCAAAGAAGAAGUAUGCUGCUCUUAAUGUCACCAUUGGUAAAGAUGGUAAGGAACAAACAGUUUUAGAAGUGAAAGGUCUGGAUAUGAAACGUCGUGAGUAUUGUCCACUGUCCAAGGAUGUGUCGACACAUGUAUUAAACACCUUACUUUCAGAUAAUGAUCCAGAAUCAUCUUUACAAGAGAUAUAUGGGUACCUGGAGAAUAUUAGAAGUAAGGUUGAGUCGAACGAAAUUAGAAUUGAUAAAUACAAGAUAAAUACACGAUUAUCUAAGGAUCCAAAGGCAUAUCCUAAUGGUAAAACUAUGCCAGCUGUUCAAGUUGCUAUGAGAAUGAGAAAAGCUGGGAGAGUAGUAAAAGCCGGUACCGUUAUCACUUUUGUUAUUACUAAAGGUAAAGGAUCCGAAGAGGAUAGCACAGAUAAGGAUGUGACUGAUAGUGCACAUUUUGCAUCAAGAGCUUAUGCACUAAACGAUGUUAUGGUUAAAAGCAACAAUCUUGUUCCAGAUCCAAAUUACUAUCUGGAAAAACAAAUAUUUGCUCCUGUGGAAAGAUUGUUGGAAAGAAUUGAAAGUUUCGAUGUUGUUCGUUUGAGUGAAGCCUUGGGACUAGAUAGCAGGAAAUUCGCUAGACGUUUUGCAGAUGAUAAAAAUAGCAGUGGUAUUCAUAAUUUGGAACCCUUGGAGACCACUAUAUCUGAUAUGGAAAGAUUCAAGGAUUCUGCUAAAUUCGAAUUAAAUUGUCCAAAUUGUUCACAUUUGUUCCCAUUUGGUGGUAUUAUUGCUUCGAACUUUUAUAAGAUGUGUUAUAAUGGUGUCCAAUGUAAGAACUGUGAUCAUGUAUUUAAUAUGAUUCAGUUUACGAGUCAAUUAGAAUCUGUUAUCAGAUCCCAUAUUUCGUUGUAUUAUGCCGGUUGGUUGUAUUGUGAUGAUUCGACAUGCAGGAACGUUACUAGACAAAUAUCUGUCUUCGGAAAACGUUGUUUAAAUGACGGUUGUACUGGUGUCAUGCAAUUCAAGUAUACCGAUAAACAAUUAUACAACCAAUUAUUAUAUUUCAAUUCCUUAUUUGAUAUGGAAAAAAAUAAGAAGCAACUAUUGAAACCACUAUAUUAUGAAGGUGACAUCGAUUAUCCAUCCGAACAGUUAGCUGAGUCCGCAAUCUUAGCAUUGACUGAACAAAAUAGAAAGCUAUUCGAAAUUAGUCAGGGUGUUAUAGAUAAAUAUCUAGACAAUUGCGGCCGUCGUUACGUAGACAUGGGUGCGAUUUUUGAUUUCAUGAUGAACUAA
Maudiozyma barnettii is the source of this 4374-nucleotide messenger RNA. It is a transcript of the gene POL1, whose product is annotated as DNA-directed DNA polymerase alpha catalytic subunit POL1. Gene Ontology annotation, molecular function: purine nucleotide binding; single-stranded DNA binding; DNA-directed DNA polymerase activity. Bases 1 to 4374 code for a protein of 1457 amino acids. The record is from RefSeq and is a predicted model, not a curated record. Gene Ontology annotation, biological process: mitotic DNA replication initiation; DNA replication; leading strand elongation. NCBI's taxonomy places the organism in Eukaryota, Fungi, Ascomycota, Saccharomycetes, Saccharomycetales, Saccharomycetaceae. Gene Ontology annotation, cellular component: alpha DNA polymerase:primase complex. The transcript has a single exon.